This is a messenger RNA of Mytilinidion resinicola, 2868 nucleotides long. Its product is annotated as HET-domain-containing protein. Lineage: Eukaryota; Fungi; Ascomycota; Dothideomycetes; Mytilinidiales; Mytilinidiaceae. The transcript has 5 exons. The record is from RefSeq and is a predicted model, not a curated record. The coding region runs from base 1 to 2868 and encodes 955 amino acids.
AUGCGGGAGCAAAGCAGAACGACAGGCCGCAAGUCCGAGGGAGAGAGAAUGGAAAAAAGUGCAGAGACCAGGCGCGAGUAUUAUUUCGACUCUCUCUCAUGCACUGCCAGCGAAGCAGCUAAAACGGACCAGGGCGCGCGCGCCAAUCAGAGGCCUGAAGGACCCUGCGACCACAAGCUGCUAUCCCGAUGGGCUGUGACGUUUCGUCUGGCCGUGGGCCGCGUCCCGAACCCUGCGGAACGCAAGCCGCGAGGGGAGGUGGGUUCCGCCCACAGCCUGUUCGAGGAGGGGGAGGGGUUGGACGAAGCUGAGGGGAGUGGAGGAGGGUUCCACCUGCACGUGCUUUAUGAUGCCAGCAUAUCGAGAGCUUUCAUCAACCCGCCUGCAUGCCCAGAUGCGCGUCGUGGCUGCAGUCGCGCCACUCAACAUCUCUUCACAGUUUCUAUUCUUCUCCUUAUUGAGUAUGCCCAUCAUCACUGGCCACGACAUGUACAAAAGCUUGAAAGUCUGAUCAGCAAGAAUUUCUUUACCAACAUCAACGGAAACAUACGCACCGCAAUGCGUCUUCUGGACCUCAACCUCAGCCUGAUCGAGUUUGUCGGCGACAUACCCCCCUAUGCCAUACUUUCGCAUACCUGGGGAGCAGAUCACGAAGAAGUGACUUAUAAAGAUGUAGUGACAGGCUUGGGGAACACCAAGGCUGGUUACAAGAAACUCCACUUCUGCCGUGAACAAGCUUCAAGAGAUGGUUUGUCAUACUUCUGGGUGGAUACCUGUUGCAUCGACAAAUCUAGCAGUUCAGAGCUCACGGAGGCCAUCAACUCCAUGUUUCGCUGGUACCGUUAUGCGGCCAAGUGCUACGUAUACCUCGUAGACGUCUUAGUGGGUGGCAUCGAUGAGAACGUCGAGGUCACGAGGGAAUCGACUUUUCGCAACAAGCUUGUUGCUCCGCGUUUAGUCGAGUUCUUCUCCCUAGAAGGCAAGAGACUCGGGGACAAAAGCUCGUUGGAAACACAGAUUCAAGACAUUACGGGGAUUCCGACCAAUGCUCUUCGAGGAACCGAUCUCUCUCAGUUUAGCGUUGCUGAGCGCAUAUCAUGGGCAGCAACGCGUGAGACUAAGCGUGAGGAGGAUCGAGCCUACUCCCUACUGGGUCUUUUUGAAGUCUACAUGCCUCUGAUCUAUGGCGAGGGGAGGGAUAAUGCUUUCAAUCGACUUCGAGCGAAGAUCGACAAGCGUUUAAGGAACUACGAGCCUGAGAAGAAGGCUUCUAGCGAAGCCAGCGAAUUCUCGAUUAACCAGGCGAAGCUGGUCGUUUAUGAUACGACUAGGAACACAAACUCAUCAAUAAGCACACUAACAUCAUCAAAAACAAUAUUUGAAGCUUCCAGCGAGUCCCUCGCAAGCGGGCUUCAACCUGCGUCGGUGGAAGAAGACCUCAGGGAGCUACUAAACCAGCGCCAUUUCGCCACUUGCCGUUGGAUUUUCGACACCCUCGAAUUCAGCAACUGGCAACCACAUCUACGUCCGAUUCUGUGGAUUCGCGGCAAACCUGGCUCUGGAAAAUCCAUACUUUCGGCAACUUUAAUUGAACACCUUCAAGCGGAAGGAACUGUCACCGCCUACUUCUUCUGCAGCUUGGGAGAUGAUAGCCGACGAACGUUUGAGUCAUUCUUGCAGACAUGGCUCUGGCAAAUUUUGGAGCAAAUGCCUGAAUUUACUCAAUGCGCAUUGCAACACCAAAAGAAAGGUCCUGGAAUACGUGGACAGCAUGAACCUGUCAAAAACGCGUUAGGAGACAUUAUCUCUCGGUCCACUAAGAUUAUCUGUCUAAUUGUGGAUGGCUUGGACGAAUGUGAACCGGCUUCUGCGGACAAGCUGAUACACUUUGUGUCUACAAUGGGACAAAAUUGCUUGUUCGCGAUCAUCAGCAGACCAGAAAACUGGAUUCGGAAAGCCUUAGACUCCGGGGUGAAAGACAGAGUCUGCAUUAUACCAGUGACGAACAGCGCAACGGAGAAAGACCUCGGCCGAUGGAUUCAAGCCUGCGUCGGCCAGGAAUGGGCCCUCGCGAAAUUGCAAGAAGGUGCCGAUGGUAUGUUUCUUUGGGCCCGCUUCCAACUGGAAGCCCUCGAAGCCCAAUUCGCCAUCGAGGAUGCGAAAGCAGUCUUGCAGAACGACUUACCAAAGGAUCUGGAAGCGACUUAUGAGAGGCUGUUGGCAAAAAUUCAGGAUAUCCCGAACGCUCUUCGUCGGGCAAGGGCCUUCCGAAUUCAGCAGUGGAUAACGGCUGCAAACCGGCCUUUGACGCUCAAUGAACUCGACUUCGCUCUAGGAAUUCAUAUUGAUUCACAAGUAUCGCCUCAGCAAAGGUCGUUGAUGCGCGGAGAGUCAGAUGUCGUUGAGGCCUGUGGUUCAUUCGUUGAAAUCACGAAAGCCGGGCAGAUUCGUUUUGUCUAUGCCUCUGCAAAAGACUUCCUUACUUCCAAGGGUGUCCAAUUUGGCUUGAGCCAACCCUACCCCGUAGACCGAUUUCAAAAGGCACUCAGCGCCAUGCACAUUGCGAGAGCUUGCAUCACCUCACUGUCAUUUUCCGAUAUCAGCCUGAUCGGUAAGAGGCCAAGCAGACUUUCUGAUGUAGAAAAACUUCAUGCCUUUAUCGUGGAAUAUCCAUUUCUCGAAUAUGCAGCUCUGAAUUGGUGGAAGCAUCUCGAUAAAAUCCCUUACGAAGACGGAGGUCUGUUACAGAGUACAAUCGCCCAAUUCUUAGGGUCUUCAGAGAAAACCUGGAGAUGGUUGCAGCUCUAUCAAUACCUAACACAGUUCCACUCUAUGGAUAGUGUCUUUUCCCACCCGAAUACCACCUAA